Messenger RNA from Sebastes umbrosus (honeycomb rockfish), 3716 nucleotides. It is a transcript of the gene smpd2b, whose product is annotated as sphingomyelin phosphodiesterase 2b. The record is from RefSeq and is a predicted model, not a curated record. The transcript is spliced from 11 exons. Gene Ontology annotation, cellular component: cytoplasm. Lineage: Eukaryota; Metazoa; Chordata; Actinopteri; Perciformes; Sebastidae. The coding region runs from base 191 to 1522 and encodes 443 amino acids. Gene Ontology annotation, molecular function: sphingomyelin phosphodiesterase activity.
CAACCGGAUGUCAUCACACAUAUUAUUAACCCAGCUGCCGUUACUCUGGUAGAGAAGCACGUAGCGAGCAACGGUCCAACGGUCCGGUUCACUUCAGCUGACGUCAACAGGUUUACACAGGAGCUGCCCCAGUCAUCUCACCUGACCUGACACUCCAUCAUCACAUCUACUGAUCCACUGAUCUGCAGGCAUGACUAACACAGACUCCGUCAAUGUCCGGGUCCUCUCUCUGAACUGCUGGGGGAUCCGCUACAUCAGCAAACACUGUCCUCAGCGCUAUGCCAUGAUUGGAGAUAUGCUGUGCAAGGAAGAGCAUGAUGUCGUCUUACUGCAAGAGGUGUGGAGUGAGAAAGACUAUCUCGCCUUGAAAAAGAAACUUGCCUGUAGUCACCCUCACUCUCAUUACUUCAAAAGUGGAGUCAUCGGCAGUGGACUGGCUAUUUUCUCCAAACACAGAAUCCAUGAUACAUUUCUUUUUCGCUACUCACUAAAUGGUUAUCCAUACAUGGCUCACCAUGGAGACUGGUUUGGAGGUAAAGCUGUUGGGAUGGCUGUCUUAAGCAUUGGCAGCCUGACUGCCAAAGUCUAUGUGACUCAUCUGCAUGCAGAGUACUGCAGAGACAAGGACCCUUAUCUACCUCACAGAGUGGUUCAGGCCUGGGAGCUGCAGCAGUUCAUUCGUCACACCUCCGCUGGAGCGGAUGUGGUGAUUCUAGGCGGCGACCUCAACAUGCACCCUCAGGACCUCGGCAACAGACUACUGAGGUCUUACACUGGACUACGAGACUCUUAUUUAGAGACGGCUAAAUUUGAUGGAUGUGAGGAUGGUAUGACUCUCAUAGCUGACAACCCUUUUAUCAAUAAAAAGGAGCUUUGUCCCUUUGAGAAGGGAAUUCGAAUCGACUACAUCCUGUUCAAGGGUUCUUCCAAAACGGACAUUUAUUGUGAUUUCAUGUCCACCACCAAAGGCUCCGUCCCUGACCAUCCAUUCCCGUACUCCGACCACGAGGCUCUGACUGCUCGACUUAGGCUGGAGACGCAGACUCCAACUGAAACUGGAAGUGAUGGGCAACGAAAGAAUCAGGACUCUGCUGCAGGGAAGGUGGCUGAGUUGGUCGACAUUGUGACAGAGGCGCGUACUGAAGUCAAAGUGGGCUUGCACUGUGCCGAAAGUAUGCGCUACACGGCAACGCGUACCGGAGUGAUGGGGUUGGCUCUGCUUAUCCUGGAGCUGGCCAUCGCUGCCGUGCCCUGGUUGGCCCUGGGAGCAGAGCAACCUUUCCCUCGUACCUCCUUCUACCUGCUGGCUGCAUUGUGCUUCGCCAUCCUGCUGACCACCUUUCUGCUGUGCAUCUUCUACACCAUGGAGCUGAAAUCUCUUCAGGGGGCUGAAGACCAGAUGAGGCUGGCUCUAGGAAGUCUGCAAGAGAAGCUCAGGGGUUAUCCUUUGGCUCAGCCACACAAUGUCCAGCGGAGGCCCCCAGAGGGUCAUGAGCUCAGAGCCUCUAACCCAGAGGAAUAAUACAGGAGCCAACCGGGUCAAAGUGGGCUCACUGAAAGAAGCCUUUAAAAUGAGCUUUAUGAUGGAUGUUUGAGGAAGUCAUUUAUUCUCUGAAUGUGUUUUAUGCUCUCGAGAUUUAGAUUUGUACUGCAGGAUGAAGGAGUUUCUGAAGGACGUUUCCGAAAGUAGUGCAGGACACAUGCUUUGACCUCUUUUAUACUUUUUAUAUACUCGUCUUUAGCCUUUUUCACCCCUAGAUUUCCCUCGAUGCACCUCAACAAACACGCUACCUGUUACAUGGUAUUAUACUUCAGUGCUACUGCUGUUCUUGAAGGUCAUAAAUGUGACCAUUUGUUUUUCUUAAGCCGUAGGUCCGACUUGCAUUCCAUCCACCAGUAGUUUCAAUGGGACCAGUUGUUUCUCUUUUUAGUUUCAAGCUUUCCUUUUGUGAUUUGGACACAAUCAUAGUGCGUCCAGACUGUUUGCUGAUUUACUUACAAAGAAAGAAAGAAGCGCUGUGGUUUCCACUGCACAGAAGAAACAGACACUCCGAAUGUUGAAGAGUUACGUUUUGGUCAGUAAUAUAUUUUUUUUCUGCAGGACAGAUUGUUGAGAGCUUCCAGUAGCACCUAAAAACAAGGAUCCUCAUGCACCAGUUAAGACUUUACAGUGUAGUAUCCUGUAAAGGGAUAAACUGCAUCUGCAUGUUUCAUGCUCACUGUCUGCACUGGAAAGUGUCUUUAUGUUAGAGACAAUCUACACUCCCCUUUUCCAAUUUGAAGCAGUGGGAAUGCUCUGAAGGAUAUCCUGUUUUUAUACAUAUAUAUAUAUUAUAAUAUGCGUGCUGCUUGUCAGACGGUUCUGGCCUCCACGUCGUCCAUUAAUUCCUGAUAAUGGACACCUCGUCAGGCAUUAUCCCUUACAUAUAUAUACACACAUACUGUAUAUACAUAUAUAUUUUAAAGUUAUAAUAUAUAUAUGUAUGUCUGUAUACUUUUAACUUUGACCUUAUUCAAUCACAUGAAUAACUUUUAAAAAAAACAUGUACUGUAGGAAAUGACAAAUGCUUAAUAUAUCUUUAGUGUGCGGUGCACUUAGUUGACUAACCAGAUAAACCACUUCCUUUUAUGUAAGAUAGGAAAUUACUUACUGAUCCGUAUCACUGUAAAACAGUGUCAUGACUCAGCAAAAGCCUCCCAGUGAUCAUCUUUUUUUUUUUUUUUCUUUCACCUCGAUGUUGGAAAUGUACUUGGUAGUUCUUAUAGGCAUGAUGGGCGAUGUUGAGUAACUAGCAAAAUAGAUUUUUGAAAAGCCAAAAAACUGAGCCCAGUGUUGCCAUCUCUUUUCCAAUUAAAGUAGCUAGCAGCAUUAGCUCCAAAAGUCCCUAAAUCUAGAGAGAAAGUCAGCAACACUGACAUUUCGUCCCUUCAGGCCACUCCUCCACAAUUAUCAUUAUUAGGGCUGUGUAUUGGCAAUAAUCUGGCGAUACGAUACCUAUCAUGAUACACGGGUUACGAUUCAAUAUAUUGCGAUAUUUUUCAAUUUUUGUAUUCAAUUUUACGAAAACUGUCAUAGUAUUAAGAACAAACCGCCAUAUGCAUAAAAUCUGAGUAAAACUUACUUACUUUUUGGAUGCAGUCACAACAGUGGAUCUGCAUUUGCAUAGUACUACUUUGAGAGGGCACAUACACUGAGAGGCUGCAUCUCUUUGCAAAUGAAAUAAAGUAUUCUAUUAACUAUUGACUUUUAAUCUUUUUUUUUAUUAAAUUGAAAUUAAAAAUCGAUACAGUGUUUUUGAGAAUCUAUGCAGUAUCACAAAACAUAAUAUUAGAUUUUUCCGAUAUUUUCUUACACCCCUAAUCGUUAUGAAUGGAGAACAUGACUAUUGUUGGCACAGCUGUCAAGCUAGCAGCUUGUGGAAGACUCCAGUGAUGAGCAAUGAGUGAACGGGCAGAGUGCAGGAAGCAUGUAGGCAGACAGAAUCAUUUUAUUCGGCCCGAAUUAAAUGAUUGAACGGGUUUAUUACAGUCCUGCCACAGAUACCGGAUUUUUUUUUUUUCAUUUCAUUUAUUGAUUGUUGUUGGGAUGUCAAAUUGUUACCAAUCUUACCUUUAAUUUCAUAAAGGUAAAACAGUUUAAAAAAGCUGAUGUUCAUUCCAAUUGAAAACUGUGAUGAGCAUGAUUAUGAAAGCAAUAAUAAAGACUUUAUACUCAC